AUGGGGGAGAGGCCGUUCAGCUGCCCCCAGUGCAGGAAGGCCUUUACCCAGGCCUCCACCCUGCUGAGGCACCGGCGGAUCCACUUGGGGGAGAGGCCGUUCCCCUGCACAGAGUGCGGGAAGGCCUUUAGCAAUUCCUCCAACCUACUGACGCACUGGUGGGUCCACACAGGGGAGAGGCCCUUCAGUUGCCCCCAGUGCAGGAAGGCCUUUACCCAGGCCUCUGCCCUGCUGAGGCAUCAGAGGAUCCACAUGGGGGAGAGGUCCUUCAGCUGCCCCGAGUGCGGGAAGACCUUUACCCAGGCCUCCACGCUGCUGACCCACCGGCAGAUCCACAUGGGGGAGAGGCCUUUCAGCUGCUCAGAGUUUGGGGAGGGGUUCAGUCAG
Chiloscyllium plagiosum (whitespotted bambooshark) is the source of this 387-nucleotide messenger RNA. NCBI's taxonomy places the organism in Eukaryota, Metazoa, Chordata, Chondrichthyes, Orectolobiformes, Hemiscylliidae. The record is from RefSeq and is a predicted model, not a curated record.